AUGUGUCACACUGACUGCUUUACCUGUACUGAUGUCGGGUACGACAAGUGUCUUACAUGUCAGCCUUCUCUCUUCUUUCUCGGUAACCGCUGUUACCAGCUCUGUCCAUCAGGCUUCUUCGGAGACUCUGCUACUAAAACCUGCAGCGCAUGCUCUGAUGGUUGUGAUUCUUGCUUUGGUACUGAAGACAACCAAUGUGUGUCUUGUAAAGCUAAUCUGUAUCUAGCAGAGUCGAAAUGUCAAGAGUCUUGUCCGGCGUCCUAUUACACCACUGGUGAUGAACACGUUUGUAAACGUUGCCAUUAUACUUGUAAAGCUUGUGCUGGGGACUCCAUCCACCAGUGCGAGAGUUGUAUCAGUAACCUGUUUCUCUUAUCUGGUGACUGUCUCCGAGAGUGUCCCUCUGGUUACACUCCUAACUCCAACACAGGGACAUGUGACAAGUGUGCAGAUAAUUGUAGUGCCUGUUCUGGUGUAGAGCCCAACCAGUGUACGGGUUGUGUUCCUCAUUUCCGGCUAGAUGGCAAUGUUUGUAACCCUGCUUGUCCUGAAGGACAAUACAGUUUAGGAUCCGACGGAAAAUGUAAAUCUUGUGGCCACAGAUGUCUGUCCUGCGCAGGACCAGAUGAUUGUACCUCCUGUAAUGAGGCCACAUUCCGUUACAAUGGUGAGUGUCUGACAAAAUGUCCGGUAAGUAUGUUCAAGAGAGACCGAGCAUGUUUACCGUGCGACAAAGCUGGUGCUUGUUUAGAAUGUGAUGCGAUGGGAGCGUGCAGAAACUGCAAGGAGGGGUACAAAUUAACUCAGGGUAACUGUAAUAACCCCUGUGAGAGAGGACUCUACUUGAAAGAUGAUGCCUGCCACACGUGUCCAACAGACUGUGCAGCUUGUAACGGCCCUUCUGAGUUCUCCUGCACAGCUUGUAAAGACUCCACCAUCGAGUCUCUGAGAGUGAAGUACAACUACCAGGACGAGGUGUACUGUGGAGGGUGCAGUGGUGGGUGUGAGUUGUGUCUUCAGCAGUAUGAUAACUACUGCGUCUCCUGUCAUCCUGGUAAACAUCUCCUCAGAGACACGACUCUAGCUCAGCGAGCACAAUGUGUUGAGGCCUGUCCUGCUGGUACCUUCCCAACUCAAACUAAUGGUCUGUCAGAAUGUGUUCACUGUCAUGAGUCCUGUGGUGAGUGUAAUGGUCCCUCUGCUACCUCUUGUGCUUCCUGUGGCCCAGGUUUGAUGCUCGAGGAGAGCUCUUGUGUAGCUCAAUGUUCUGAAUCGUUCUAUCUCAGCGGAACAGCCUGUUUGCCUUGUGAUAACAUUUGUAAGAGUUGCAAUGGACCUGGUUCCAAGUCCUGUUUGACAUGUCCCCCCGGAUUCGUAAACCAGGCUCAAGAAUGUGUUCAUUCCUGUAGUCCUGGUUUCUUCCAAAGAGGAGACAGCUGUGAAGCAUGCCACCCCACGUGUCUGGAAUGUAGUGGAGAAAGCGCGCACCAGUGCAGCGAAUGCAUCGCCGGCUUCUCCUUAGCGGGCGAGAGUUGCGUGAACGCCUGCAGUCAGGGACUCUUCAACGACCACACUCUUAACACCUGUAAACCAUGCCACGUGACCUGUACCAACUGCACGGAAGGGGGACCCGCUCAGUGUCUGACCUGCAAAGCGCCCCUCGUAAAGAACACUGAUAACAACGAGUGCUGGCAAUGUUGCAAUGAGGGAGCACGUGAUCGCUGCUGCUACUGCUCUGGUAGCAACAUCAACACCUGUACUCUCCUUGCUGAGAGUUUUGAUAAACACGAUGCUAGUACAUGGAGCUCUUUUACGCGGUAUGUUGUUGGCGGAGUUCUGAUCGUGGCGCUGUUAGGUGUUCUCAUCUGCCCCUUAUAUCAUUGGAAAAAUAAACAGGCGCCUACCUAUUCCCUGCUAAACGAUCAGGACUCUGAUGAAACGGACAGAUUCAACAGAAUAAACGAAGCGUACAGAGUUGACGAGGACGACGAAGAUUUUGUCUCCAUGAUUCACUCAUGA
Bolinopsis microptera is the source of this 2019-nucleotide messenger RNA. RefSeq names its product proprotein convertase subtilisin/kexin type 5-like. NCBI's taxonomy places the organism in Eukaryota, Metazoa, Ctenophora, Tentaculata, Lobata, Bolinopsidae. Bases 1 to 2019 code for a protein of 672 amino acids. The record is from RefSeq and is a predicted model, not a curated record. The transcript has a single exon.